This is a messenger RNA of Punctularia strigosozonata HHB-11173 SS5, 363 nucleotides long. RefSeq lists its product as uncharacterized. The transcript has a single exon. Lineage: Eukaryota; Fungi; Basidiomycota; Agaricomycetes; Corticiales; Punctulariaceae. Bases 1 to 363 code for a protein of 120 amino acids. The record is from RefSeq and is a predicted model, not a curated record.
AUGGAUAGCCUCGAAGCUCUUGCAUCCAAGACGGAUUGUGAACCUCAGCUGCUCGCGAACACGCGCUCGCUCGCGGUCAAGGAACAGCUCUGGGACGAUUCCGCAAAGGUGGCUGUCGUGUACCUCUGCCGCAUCCUCUCCCGCGUACACCUGAGGCGCUUCUCCACGACCUUUCAUGUCGAUUUCGCUCCCUGGUUACCUAUCCUCGCCCUCAAUAGUGCCCAUACGUUGACACAUCUCGAUAUUGUGAUUAACCCCGCCGUGUAUGGGAACAGUCCAUGCGUCACCUCAACAGCCUUGCCGGUGUUGGACGACUAUGGCGAGGCGUUCGGAGGUUUGGUCGCUACUAGGCGUGAACGAUGA